AUGGGGGCUCGUACCAAUCGGCAAAUUCUUACGCAAGGUAAGGGCUACGUUGCUAAACAGGCUAAGAAAUAUGGAGCUGAUGAAGUUAAUUUCGAUAAAGAUUCUCGGUUAGACUAUUUGACUGGAUUUCAUAAACGUAAGGUGGAAAGACAGAAAAAAGCCCAAGACUUUAACAAAGAGCAGGAUCGCCAAUUCAAAAUCGAGGAGCGUAGAAAAAUGCGGGAACAACGUCAAAAAAAGGCUGACGAACAGCUUAAGAAAUUCAAAGAGUCCAUGAAGGAAGUAGGUGAUUAUCUGGGAUCAGACGAAGAGCAAGGGAUUGACGAAGACGAGGGAGAUGAUAAGCAGACCGAACUAAUUGAAGAUUCAGAUGCCGAAAAUUCGUGGGAUGGAUUUUCGGAUGAUGGAGUAAAACCUAUUCUAAAAAAAUCCCAACAGGUUUACGAGGACGACACGGAAGUUGAUAUCGAACCUCUUGAGCCUAAUGAAAACUUCGAAUAUCUGGCAAAUAUAAAUAACGUGAAAUUAGAGCGCUCUGUUAAAGUGCUUGACGAAAGCAUUGAGCGGGCUGCCAAAUACGCUAAAUUCUUAGGAAUGGAUGAUAAGCCUAAGAAGAAGAAGAAGUUCAGAUAUUUGACUAAACAGGAAAGAAAACACAACCAAAAGAAGGCAGAUAACAAUAAGCGCAGGAGGUAG
Molecule: messenger RNA, 696 nt
Organism: Lachancea nothofagi CBS 11611
Lineage: Eukaryota; Fungi; Ascomycota; Saccharomycetes; Saccharomycetales; Saccharomycetaceae
Source: the annotation of a GenBank genome assembly